UUUAAAGAUGAAGUCUUUGUUGAGAUCGGGGCGAUUCUCGCUCCAGGAGGAAUUAAUUGGGAAUCGAGUUUUAUUAUAGUCGGCCCCGAUUACGUAAAACGAUUAAUAGGAAGAUACUUAACUCAGCCAGCCUCAGAAUCUGAUAAUUCCGAGGAGCAGGUGUCCCUAAGUAAAUAA
Acaulospora morrowiae is the source of this 177-nucleotide messenger RNA. The record is from the annotation of a GenBank genome assembly. Lineage: Eukaryota; Fungi; Glomeromycota; Glomeromycetes; Diversisporales; Acaulosporaceae.